AUGCACGAUGAUGCUUUGAUCCAGGACGUUGUGCGGCUGAUCUGCCGCAUCAUCCGUAGGACUGGACUCCAAUCGAGAAGAGUAGCUCUUACAUGGCACCCGAAUCCGAGGUACGACUCGGCACUCAACAUCGGCUCGGCAAUGCCAAUUACCCACAAGAGCACCGGAUCUGGAAGAGAACCAUGGUACACGCUGACGUCCAUGCAUGACUUUGCUAACGCCCCGUUAGGGACGUUGUUCGGAGUGCCUCGGAUGCUCAGGAUUUGCUGCGACUAG
Messenger RNA from Bipolaris zeicola 26-R-13, 276 nucleotides. RefSeq lists its product as uncharacterized. The coding region runs from base 1 to 276 and encodes 91 amino acids. The transcript has a single exon. The record is from RefSeq and is a predicted model, not a curated record. NCBI's taxonomy places the organism in Eukaryota, Fungi, Ascomycota, Dothideomycetes, Pleosporales, Pleosporaceae.